This is a messenger RNA of Apis dorsata (giant honeybee), 1139 nucleotides long. RefSeq lists its product as uncharacterized. Lineage: Eukaryota; Metazoa; Arthropoda; Insecta; Hymenoptera; Apidae. The record is from RefSeq and is a predicted model, not a curated record. The transcript has 7 exons. Bases 231 to 1100 code for a protein of 289 amino acids.
CGAAGUGUAGCGUGGUGGUAGCGCCAGUCCCCUCCUUCUAAUAAAAGCCGCUCACUAAGCUCCGUUACACAGACAGUCACAGAAAAGUCGAGGAGAGCAGGAGCCGCGGAGAGCUCCUUUUCCAUUUUCUUCAACUCAGGUUCAAAAGUUCUGUCGUGUUCGUUUGCGAAUCGCGUGGUGUGAUACGCAAAAAAAAAAAAAAGAAGAAGAAAAAGGAAAAAGAGACGAAGAUGAAGAUCAUCGUGAUUUUGGCAACAGCCAUGUGCAUGGGCUCGGUCAUCGCGUAUCCACAUUCCGAGGAGCAAAUUAAAUCCGAGGCACUCGAUCGAUUGAUGCUGAUCGAAGCAGACGACGAUAAGGACGCCCUAAGGAGCAAACGGACGAUCGGUAUCCUGCGUGAAGUGUUCCCCGAAAUUUCUCAGGACGUGAACCCGGAAACGGAGGACAGGGCGAACGAGGUGCAACAGGCGGCCGAGUCGCAGAAGAACGAGGUCAAAGUGCAGUUCGCGGACGAGGAGGGUGCGGCGGACGCGGUCGCGCCUUUGACGCCUCUCGACGAGGUGGGGAGCGAGGACGACGAGAACAGGAACAAAAGGUUCCUUUCCAGCCUCGGCGGGUUGAGCGGUUCCGGAUCAAGCGGGGCGGGAUCCGGCAACUUCCUCUUCGACAUUCUAAGGCAAGCGGCCGACGGGGCGGCAAGAGCGGCGGGCACGGUGUACCGCGUGGUGGCAGGUACGCAGAGCCUAGGGCUCGGUUUAAGCGCUUCACGGGACUUGGGCCCGGUUCCCCAAGGUGCCGCCCCUGCUGCCGCUAGUUCCUCGACCACGGCGGGAUCCUCGACCAGCGCACCGGCCGCGUCAGGAGCCGGCAACCUACCACCGGUGGUAGCCGGAAGCGGAAGUCGUCUGGACUCCUCGUCGGGUGGCGAGAGCGGGGAACCCGAUGGGGUUCACGAGGCGGUCCCGGGGCCGGUUACCAGGCUCUUCGUCAUCGCCAACAGAGGAAUCGCCAAUCUUAUACAGGAUCUCAUUCUUCGCCUGGCAGCGACGAGCGAACGCAUCGUCAACUUCAAGGCAAGACUGAUCACUUCCAUCAUUUAGGGGAUAAACGCGCGAUGGGAUAUCAAAGCGUAAGGAAAA